GUUCUGAUCACUGUGCUGCUGGCUCAUGGGCUUCGGACCAGAGCAGACAAUCCGUUGUGUCAGCAGUGGGGAAGGCCUGAGUCCCCGCAGCUUUUAAAGGAUGGUGACAUUAUGCUUGGAGGAAUCUUUUCCUUCCACAACAACUGGGAAAAAGAACUUUCCUACGCACAUCCACCACCACCUCUAAAGUGCACCAAUCUAAAUUUAAGAUCAUUCCACUAUGCUCAGACUAUGAUCUUUGCUGUUGAGGAGAUCAACAACAGUACAACUCUGCUCCCAAACAUCACCCUGGGCUACAAAGUGUACGACUCUUGUGGUUCUGUAUCCAUGGCUGUGAAGGCUGCCCUGGCACUAGCCAACCAGCAGCAUGACCUUACUGCCAACGCAACCUGUACCAAACCAGCUAUGGUGCAGGCAAUCAUAGGAGAGACCUCCUCAUCGCUUUGUAUUGCCAUUUCUUCAUCUAUCGGACCAUUCUACAUACCUGUGGUAAGUCACUUUGCCACCUGUGCAUGCCUCAGUGACAAAAGCAAAUACCCAUCAUUUCUUAGAACCAUUCCCAGUGACUACUACCAGAGCAGAGCACUGGCCCAAUUGGUGAAACACUUUGGCUGGACAUGGGUAGGAGCCAUAAGAACUGAUGAUGACUAUGGAAACAACGGAAUGGCAACUUUUUCAGAGAUCGCUCAAAAGCUGGGAAUAUGCAUUGAGUAUUCAGUCCCCUUUUACAGAACCUACCCACAAGAAAAUAUAUUAAGAAUCAUCGAAAUUAUAAAAAGGUCAAGUUCCCGGGUUAUUGUGGCUUUUGUAUCCUACAUGGACAUGGAUGUGCUGCUGCAGGAAUUAUUAAAGCACAACCUCACAGGAUACCAAUGGAUUGGCAGUGAGAGCUGGAUUUCUGACACUUACACUGCUACAGUGAGGGGCCACCACUUGCUCAAUGGAGCUAUUGGAUUUUCCAUCGUAAAAGCAAAGGUAGGAGGCCUACAAACAUGUAUUUUGGAUGUUCUGCGACUGAACUCAUCUGGUAAUACCAUUUUCAAAGAGUUCUGGGAAGCCUUGUUUGAAUGCAAAUUUCAAAGCCAAGAAGAUGCAGUCAAUCGAAGAGUGUGCACAGGCCAAGAGAAUCUGAGUGGGGUAGAAAACACAUACACUGACAUGUCUCAGAUGCAGAUUUUAAACAAUGUCUACAAGGGAGUGUAUGCGGUUGCUCACGCACUCCAUGAGAUAUUCACCUGCAGACAUGGCAACAAUGAAGCUAAUGAUACCUGUAUCAGCAAGAAGCAGCCAGAACCAUGGAAGUUUCUGCAGUACUUAAAAAAAGUACGUUUCAAAACAAAAGAAGGCGAGGAAGUUUACUUUGAUGAGAAAGGCGAUCCAAUGGCAAAGUAUGAUCUGGUAAACUGGCAGCAGCAAGAUGACGGGCAGAUUCAUAUCAUCACAGUGGGACGCUAUGAUGCAUCCUUCCCCACAGAGAAACAGUUAAUACUGAACAACGUGUCCCUUGUAUGGGCACAAAAUGCCAAACAGGUGCCCAAGUCAGUGUGCAGUGAGAGCUGUCCCCCAGGAACUCGGAAGGCUGUGCAGAAAGGAAAGCCUGUCUGCUGCUAUGACUGUGUGCCCUGCGCUGAGGGGGAGAUCAGCAAUGCUACAGAUUCGAUCACGUGUACACAGUGUCAUCCGGAAUACUGGUCAAGCCAGAACAAGGACAAAUGCAUUCUCAAGAAAACUGAAUAUCUGUCCUAUGCAGAAAUUAUGGGAAUAUUGCUCACAGCAGUCUCCCUAAUUGGAACAGGUAUAACAAGUGGAGUGGCAAUAAUUUUCUUCAGAUACAAAAACACUCCCAUUGUGAGGGCCAACAACUCAGAGCUGAGCUUCCUGCUGCUUUUCUCGCUCACCCUGUGUUUCCUUUGCUCUCUCACUUUCAUCGGCCGGCCCUCUCAGUGGUCCUGCAUGCUGCGUCACACAGCGUUCGGGGUCACCUUUGUCCUCUGCAUCUCUUGUGUUCUGGGCAAAACGAUAGUGGUGUUGAUGGCCUUCAGGGCUACACUGCCAGGCAGCAAUGUCAUGAAAUGGUUUGGACCUCCACAGCAGAGACUCAGUGUUCUUGCAUUCACUCUCAUUCAGGUCCUCAUUUGUGUGCUCUGGUUAACACUAUCCCCUCCUUUCCCCAACAAGAACAUGAAGUACUACAAAGACAAGGUCAUUCUCGAGUGUGACGUGGGCUCAGCCGUGGGCUUCUGGGCUGUGUUGGGCUACAUUGGUCUCCUCUCUCUCAUGUGCUUUGUACUGGCUUUCCUGGCCAGGAAGCUGCCCGACAACUUCAACGAAGCCAAAUUCAUCACAUUCAGCAUGCUCAUAUUCUGUGCGGUGUGGAUCACCUUUAUCCCAGCCUAUGUCAGCUCACCGGGCAAGUUCACCGUAGCUGUUGAGAUCUUUGCCAUUUUAGCCUCCAGUUUUGGUUUGCUGUUUUGUAUCUUUAUUCCAAAAUGUUACAUUAUUUUAUUUAAACCAGAGAAGAACACAAAGAAAUUCUUGAUGGGAAAAAUGCCUACAAAAUCUAUGUAA
Messenger RNA from Scleropages formosus (Asian bonytongue), 2568 nucleotides. RefSeq names its product extracellular calcium-sensing receptor-like. Gene Ontology annotation, biological process: G protein-coupled receptor signaling pathway. Gene Ontology annotation, molecular function: G protein-coupled receptor activity. The record is from RefSeq and is a predicted model, not a curated record. The coding region runs from base 112 to 2568 and encodes 818 amino acids. NCBI's taxonomy places the organism in Eukaryota, Metazoa, Chordata, Actinopteri, Osteoglossiformes, Osteoglossidae. The transcript is spliced from 6 exons. Gene Ontology annotation, cellular component: plasma membrane.